Molecule: messenger RNA, 965 nt
Organism: Amphimedon queenslandica
Lineage: Eukaryota; Metazoa; Porifera; Demospongiae; Haplosclerida; Niphatidae
Product: short-chain collagen C4-like
Exons: 6
Coding region: 5-859 (284 amino acids)
Source: RefSeq, a predicted model, not a curated record
AACUAUGGAAAAAAUACUCUUUAUUUCUUUCUUUAUUUUUGUGAUUGGACUUGCAUUGUCAACAGAUUCUUCUAUAAGGGACUUUGAAAACUAUGACCAUAUUGAAGAGAUCUCUCAUGAUGAUCAGUCUCCACUAAUUACUACUGAAGAUUUCAAAAAUACUGAUGCUGUAGAAAUCAAUGAAAAGGAUGCAGCUGAUGUUACUAAAACAGAAAAGGAAGAAGCUGCCAAGUCAAAUGGAAUUGUUGCUAAAAUCUCUCCUGGUCUGAAAGCUUCUCUUAUCAUCACCAAUGACAUGGACACAAGUCCAAAUAGUGCUAGUGGUGUAAUAUACACAAGAUGGGGCAAGCUUCAUUGCAGGACUGGAGCUCAAAUGAUAUACUCUGGAUUGGUUGGUGGUGGUCAUUACAAUCAGAAAGGUAAUAUUGCACGAUAUCUUUGCCUUCCAAGGAAUCCCCAGUACCUAAGCACCGACGCACCUUUUGCUGCUUCAUACAUACAUGGAGCUGAAUACGAAACAGGCAACAAGGUCUUUGGAAAAACAACACAAGAUUAUAACGUGCCGUGUGCUGUCUGUCUUUCUCCGAAAAAAGGAACCAAGCUUGUCAUCCCUGCCCGUGUUUCAUGCCCAUCAGGCUGGACAGAAGAAUACUACGGCUACUACAUGUCAAGCUAUCAUGGACACAAUCUUAAUGUUAAUCCUGAAUGUGUUGAUCAUGUUCCUGAUGUCAUCAAUGGUAGUGAGGCUAACACAAAUGGUGUAUUGUUUUAUUUUAUGCAAGUCACUUGUGGAAGUGGUCUACCUUGUGGUCCAUACAUCACUGACAGAGCCAUCACUUGUGUUGUAUGCACAAAAUGAAUUAAUACUAGAUCUAGUUACUGAACAAUUAGUAGUUUGAACUUAGUGAACUUCCAGUCUUCCAUACUUGAAAUUUAGUUUUUGAUUUUCUAACCAUGCCAACGCA